Sinocyclocheilus grahami is the source of this 1311-nucleotide messenger RNA. Its product is annotated as solute carrier family 25 member 51-like. The coding region runs from base 172 to 1020 and encodes 282 amino acids. Gene Ontology annotation, biological process: mitochondrial NAD transmembrane transport. The transcript has 2 exons. Gene Ontology annotation, cellular component: mitochondrion. Gene Ontology annotation, molecular function: NAD transmembrane transporter activity. Lineage: Eukaryota; Metazoa; Chordata; Actinopteri; Cypriniformes; Cyprinidae. The record is from RefSeq and is a predicted model, not a curated record.
GCACGUCAAGCGAUGGCAUCAUCAAGCCAAUCAGAGCGCGAGUCGCGCGCAAGCGUGUUGUGAUGCAUGUGAUGCACGCGACGGAAGCGAGAAGCGCAUUAUAUUUCAUGCACCAGAUGUUGUCAUAUCUGAUCCUCAUUUUCGACAUUUGACUGGCUAUCAACGAGGACCAUGGCCUCCACCGACCAAGACCAAGAGUCACUGCAGAGUCAGAAACACUACUUGUGUGGUUCUGUCGCAGCGUUCGCCAACAUUGUCAUCACAUUUCCCAUACACAAGGCACUGUUCCGCCAGCAGUUGUUCGGCGUGCAGACGAGGGAAGCUGUGCGCCAGCUCCAGAGGGACGGUGUGCGCACACUGUACCGCGGCAUCCUGCCACCCUUACUGCAGAAAAGCAGCACUAUAGCAGUUAUGUUUGGCCUCUAUGAGGACUUCUCCAGGUUGUUGCGGCUAACCGCUCCUCAAGCCCCCGUCCUGUUAACGGACAGCAUCGCAGCAGUUUUAGCGGGAACAGCUGAAGCAGUCUUAACGCCCUUCGAGAGGGUCCAAACUCUACUGCAGGACCCACGUCAUCAUGGAAACUUUCAGAACACUGCGCAUAUUUUCCGUCUUUUGCUUCAACAACACGGCAUCCGAGAGCUUUACCGUGGCCUUGUUCCAAUCCUACUCAGAAAUGGCCCUAGCAAUGUUUUUUUCUUUGGCUUGCGUGGACCGAUCAAGGAACUGCUCCCCAAAGCCGAGACAAAGGCAGGGCACUUGGUUAAUGACUUUGUAUGUGGAGGGAUUCUGGGAGCGGGUCUCGGGGUGGUGUUUUACCCUCUGAAUGUAGUUAAGUCUCACGCACAAGUGCAGAUUGGAGGGGAGUUUCAGUCCUGCAGGGUGAUACUGGCAAACGUUUUGAGAGAGAGGGACGGGAAGGUGAGCCGUCUGUUUCGUGGUGUGCAUUUGAACUUCCAGAGAUCUGUUUUCUCAUGGGGAAUCAUAAAUGCUACAUAUGAACUUUUACUGAAAAUGCUCUGAUUGAGAUGAGACGGACAAAAGGGGGAAUUAAAGUGAAAAGCAUCAACGACUCGGAGAAAAGAGUGGAGAAUAAGUCUAUUUCUGCUGCUAAAACCACAGAAUUAAAACAGCAUGUUUACUUCGUGUUAUGUUAAAGUUAGUUAACUCAAAAGAUUUCUUCAUGGUCAAGCCUAACUGAAAGCACAAAGAAAGGGAAAUGUUUGAUUUGAUCAUUUUAGCAAUAUAUUAUUUUCUAUUUUAAAAAGUAUUUAAACAAUUAAUAUGGGAUGCAUAACCUUUCAAAAGGUUGAA